AUGGCUACAAUUAACUUGAUUAUUUUUUCUUACCCCUUUGAUCAUCGUAAAUGCAAUUAUUGGUGGCAAUAUGAAGUACCAUGGAAACAAAGACAUCAUUUGCAGAAUUUUGAAACUACUUUGAUUUCUUAUAACUACACAGUUAGUUCCCCACAAUUGUCCAAGAAAGAAAAAAGUAAAGAUCUGCGAAUGGGCAAGAACUUGCUGAAAUUUGUACCAUCUGUAUAA
This is a messenger RNA of Dentiscutata heterogama, 228 nucleotides long. The record is from the annotation of a GenBank genome assembly. Lineage: Eukaryota; Fungi; Glomeromycota; Glomeromycetes; Diversisporales; Gigasporaceae.